Paraphaeosphaeria sporulosa is the source of this 1416-nucleotide messenger RNA. RefSeq lists its product as uncharacterized. The transcript is spliced from 6 exons. Bases 1 to 1416 code for a protein of 471 amino acids. Lineage: Eukaryota; Fungi; Ascomycota; Dothideomycetes; Pleosporales; Didymosphaeriaceae. The record is from RefSeq and is a predicted model, not a curated record.
AUGGCAGCAGUACCUAACAAGCCAGCAUUGCAUCCGCUGACUUCGGAUGACCGCGGCUCCCUCAUCAUCAUCAUCGCGUACUCGUGGAUCUUCAUCACUGUCCUAGCCGCGGGCAUUCGAUUUGGUCUUGCUUGGAGCAAUCGAUUGCACUUGAAAAAAGACGAUGGCACUUUUGCGCUCGGUGUGGUGUUGGCUGUAGCUUCAUCUGUAUGCUUCCACAUCGCUAGCAACAAUGGCCUGGGCAAGAAGAUGGCCAAAGUCCCUUUAGAUGAUUUGGACGUCUACUACAAGGCAACGUACGCCGGCGAGAUACUCGGCCUGGCCGCCCAAUAUUGGGCCAAAGCGUCGUUCUUGCAAUUGUGCGAGCGAGUUGCACCUCGCAAACAAAAGCAUUAUAACAUCGUCUUCGGGAUGGUAACCUUCUGGGGUGUCUUCUCGAUACUCGCAAUUGCAUUGCAAUGCGGCCUUCCGGAUCCCUGGGUCUUCAAUCCUGAGGACUGUCCGACGAAAGGCAUGAUGUACUAUCCGGUAAUCAUCAUGAACAUCAUCACCGAUCUCAUAUUGGGGACCUGGAUUCUUCCUACGCUCUGGAAAUUGUUGAUGGACCAAGAUCGACGCAUCCUAGUCGUGAUGCUGUUUGGCUCACGCAUAAUCGUUGCUUGUGUUGCCGCUGCACAGCUCAAUUCAGUUGCACGGCACAUACUGGAUCCCGACGUGACUUACCAGUCCUUCGGCCGUGUUUUGUGGGCCCUCUGCGUCACACAUCUUUCCGUUCUCCAAUCUACAAUACCUCGGACCAAACGUUUCAUCGCAGCUCUUAACAUGCGAACGCAUGCCACUGUCCGCCUCACAGCAUUCGAACUCCAACUCCCAACCGAUCCUACCACCCUAACAAUCCCGGGAAAAGGCUUAGAUACCUUCGACAGCUCUGAAGCAACGACCUCGCGCCCUGACGAAGCCCACACCCGCUCCCGCUCUCCAACCCGCAAACGCUCCGACUCCGACCGCCGCUCUUCCUCGCACUCGCCCACACGCAGCAUGCAAUCAGAAAGGCCCCUGGUCCCUCUGCAACUCACGCCCAGCGCCGAGCUCUACUUCAAGACCGAGAUCGUUGCGCAGCCCGACCCCGCCGCCAAGGACGCUGGCCGCACGUCAAAAAAGUACGACAACAAAGACUGGAAGAAGUACAUCCGGCGCAGCAGGAACGAGGAUGAUAUGGCCUUGUCCAGUAUGUUUAGCUGGAAGAGUAGGACGAGCACGCGGAUCGUGCAGACGAAGGAAGUGACGCAAGAGGUCGAGCUCGUGCACCAGCCGAAGGAAUCGCGAUGGAAUUUCAGGCGGCAGAGCGAAGUGUCGAAGCGAAAUAGUGCAAGUGGGGUGGGGCAAGUUGAUGGCCAGGGCCAGGGCCAGAGCUGA